CUUUCGAGCUCACGCAGCCAGGCAGGAGUUCGAAAUGGCGGCACCAACAGAGAGGAUGGAGGUGUCUCAGGGGGAGAGCUCAGCCAAGCCUGCAGCUGAGGAUAUGACAUCAAAGGACUACUACUUUGACUCAUACGCCCACUUUGGCAUCCACGAGGAGAUGCUGAAAGACGAGGUUCGCACUCUGACCUACCGCAAUUCCAUGUUCCACAACAAGCAUCUGUUUAAGGACAAGGUGGUGCUGGACGUGGGCAGCGGGACGGGCAUCCUCUGCAUGUUUGCUGCCAAAGCUGGAGCCAAGAAGGUUAUAGGGAUUGAGUGCAGCAGCAUCUCGGACUACGCUGUGAAAAUUGUCAAGGCCAACAAGCUGGAUGAUGUUGUGACUAUCAUCAAGGGGAAGGUGGAGGAGGUGGAGCUGCCUGUGGAGGGAGUAGACAUCAUCAUAUCUGAGUGGAUGGGCUAUUGCCUCUUCUACGAGUCCAUGCUCAACACAGUCAUUUAUGCCAGGGACAAAUGGCUGAAACCAGAUGGACUCAUUUUCCCAGACAGGGCAACCCUUUAUGUUACAGCCAUCGAAGACAGGCAGUACAAGGACUACAAAAUCCACUGGUGGGAGAACGUGUAUGGUUUUGAUAUGUCAUGCAUCAAGGAGGUGGCGAUUAAGGAACCACUAGUUGAUGUGGUGGACCCCAAGCAGCUGGUCAGCAGCGCCUGUCUCAUCAAGGAGGUGGACAUCUACACAGUGAAGGCGGAUGACCUGACCUUCACCUCGCCGUUCUGCCUUCAGGUGAAGAGGAACGACUACAUCCACGCUCUAGUCACCUACUUCAACAUCGAGUUCACUCGCUGUCACAAGAGGACCGGCUUCUCCACCAGCCCAGAGUCUCCCUACACCCACUGGAAGCAGACAGUCUUCUACCUGGAUGACUACCUGACUGUCAAGACCGGGGAGGAGAUCUUCGGCACCAUCAGCAUGAAGCCGAACGUCAAGAACAAUAGAGACCUGGACUUCACUGUAGACAUCGACUUCAAGGGUCAGCUGUGUGAGGUGUCGAAGACGUCAGAGUACAGGAUGCGUUAGAAGUCUCUCUUCCUCCCUCCCUGUGUUAGUUUGUCUGUAGUAGAGGACAGAUUAUACGGUUUGACUGGGAGUCUGUACAAUAGUUUGAUGCUCCCCUGCAGCAACAUUUUUAAGACUGUCAUUUUUGUUUUUGUCAUUUUCUUGUUCAACCGUUAAUAGUAUUUAAAAGGUUUUCACUUCCUUGGGGUCAAAGUGCAUUGGCGUGGUGAUUCAUUGUGCCGCAGUCACUCAGCAAAACGUGAGUUCGACUUGUGCCUGGUGUUUGUGUCCCAAAUCUUGUCAGGUUUUGCUUUUGGGUUCUUGUCCUCUUUGCAUGUGCGGGAUCCAUCUAAACAUCAACGCACCGGCCGUGUUGACAUGCCUGCAUGUCUGCAGAGUAUUCCUGUUCAGUCACUUUGGCCCUCUGUAUGGUCAGUACAUGACCCAGCUCCUGGUCUCCCCUUUUUUGAUUCUGUUAAAGCUGUAGGUAUGUUGGUCUUUGGAUUUCUGUGUACUCAAGAAACUCUGCCUCCUCCACUUGUUAAUAGAAACCAUCUGUAACAAGAAAGCUGUCCACCAAACACCUUAGGCCCUGUUCAGACCUAUUGGUUUAAAAAAAACAAAACAGGGCUUCUGGAUUGACUCCCAAGGUCUUACACCAGGAGUGUGUGUGUGCUUGCAUGCAUUAAUGAGCUAAUAUAGGUGGAUUCUGCAGCGACAGCUCCAGUUACCUUUAGUGACCACAGUUCUCCUCGACAGUCCUAGUUUACCCAUGCUACAGUGUUAAAGCUAUGGACAAUAAUUGCCCCCACCCCAAGUAGACUUAAAAUAAGAAGUGGUGGUGUCCAAAAAAA
Molecule: messenger RNA, 1914 nt
Organism: Micropterus salmoides (largemouth bass)
Lineage: Eukaryota; Metazoa; Chordata; Actinopteri; Centrarchiformes; Centrarchidae
Gene: prmt1
Product: protein arginine methyltransferase 1
Exons: 10
Coding region: 35-1081 (348 amino acids)
Cellular component (GO): nucleus
Molecular function (GO): protein-arginine N-methyltransferase activity
Source: RefSeq, a predicted model, not a curated record